UCGCUGCUCACUGGCUAAAAUAGCUGGUACCAUACAUAGCGAAUCCCAUAUUGUGCGUGGUAGACUCAGAGUAGAUUGGCCACCGGCCUCUCCAGUGUUGUCCAUACGGUCAAAGGUAGGUAACGCGUAUCAGUCAUGAUUGCAGGGCCCGAGUUGUCAGCCUCGACCGCGUUCCUGAGGGAGUGUUCUUGCCAGCCUCCGGCUGACAUUCUCUGGUAUAAAGCUUGUGAGCCGGCAAGCAACCCUUUUCUUCAAUACUGCCAUACUCUCGUCGGUGACUUCCUUCAACGACCAAGCUCAAGCAACGGAUACUUCAAGCACACCGCCGGGCCUUCCACAUCGUAUUGACUGACCCCCAGGUUAAGCAUGAUCGUCAAGUCCGUGAUCAUCUGUCUCUCGCUUGCAGCAGCCCUUCCUGCCUCUGCGGCUCCCGCCCCUUUGGCGACGUCGACGGUCAUUCGGAUCCCCGAACUCGUCACCCUGACCGUCGGCUUCGUCGCGCCCACCGAGAUUCGCAAUCUCGCGCCUGCGCCCACGUCCGGGCCCUCCGGCCACCGCGGCACAAACGCGGACAGCGAUGUCCCCGGGAUCUCCGCCGUCGACAAGCACGUCCCGGGCCUCUCGAACAUGGAGAGCCCCGCCGCGCUCCCCGUCGACAUGUCGAGCUUCUUCCGGCGGCAGAUCCGCAUCAACAACUACGACCCGACGAAUAACAGCAUGACCGAGCCCCUGUUCGGUGGCGCGCCGCAGCUCCUCGUGCGGCGCAACAAGAAGGCACAGGCGAUGAAGGCAGCCCAGAUGAAGACCGCCCAGGCCGCCGCGCAGCCCUCCAGUGCACCGGCGGGUGGGCCGUUGGGCGCAGCCACGCCUAUGCAAGCGGUAUCCGGUGGCAUACAGGGACUUGGAGCGACACGGAUGGAGGGGUCAGACGUCUUUCAUGAGGCACUCGGCGCGGCCUCCGACCCAAUGGACGCACUGCAGGACACCCAAUCCUCCGCUUCAGCCACGUCUUCCGCGGCCAAACCGACCUACAGCAAAUCCAUGGACACGGAGCCCCUUCCCAUUGGCCCUGGCUACACCACCGACACGAUGGACACUGCCCCAGAGCAGCCCCCAACGAAACAGAAGUCGAAGCGACAUUCAUUUAUGAUGGACCUCAACGCGCUGCUUCCGGAGGCGCCGAGUACGACGGUUAACAACCUCGCGACUCCGAGCCCGGUGCAGGCGUGGCAGAACGACGCCCUGUUCGAGCUGGACAGCAACCGCAGGCCAGACCCGACGCUCCCAUUGACGUCGCAGAACGUGACGAGUGCUGCGACGAAUGUGACGGGGGCCGCGCAAGGCGUCACGGGGAACGUCACCAAGUCGACCUGAGGGUGCUUACCUGGAUACCGCACGCUGUAUCAUUGUGAUGAAUAUCAUGAACUUUAGCUUUCU
This is a messenger RNA of Rhodofomes roseus, 1437 nucleotides long. RefSeq lists its product as uncharacterized. The transcript has a single exon. The coding region runs from base 367 to 1374 and encodes 335 amino acids. Lineage: Eukaryota; Fungi; Basidiomycota; Agaricomycetes; Polyporales; Fomitopsidaceae. The record is from RefSeq and is a predicted model, not a curated record.